Tripterygium wilfordii is the source of this 3611-nucleotide messenger RNA. RefSeq lists its product as uncharacterized. The transcript is spliced from 2 exons. Lineage: Eukaryota; Viridiplantae; Streptophyta; Magnoliopsida; Celastrales; Celastraceae. The record is from RefSeq and is a predicted model, not a curated record. Bases 1910 to 3352 code for a protein of 480 amino acids.
UCAGGGAAGAUUGUCGGCAAGCACUGAGAGCGUGUCGUGUUAAUUGAGUUUUCGACUCUUAAGAGUUAAGACUACACAAAGAUGGUAAACUACACUGAAUUUACCAAAUUGGGCAUCCUUGUUUUCGGGGAAGAUGCUGUCUACCCUACUUAUGUAUAGUUACCACAUAAUGAAGUUUCAUAGUAUAGAAAGAGUAAGUGGGAGCAAUAUCCUUAAAUAGCUAUUACAAUGGUAAAUUUUUGCCGUGACAAAUAAAUUAUAUUGGUAAACGUGUUUUGUUAAUGUAGUCGGACCAACAAAAUAUAUUGACACAAUGAUAUAAAUUUGCUAGCUUGAUUUUUCCGUAAGAGGGUCUACGCCAAGCACUAAUUCUAUAUAGAGAAACAAGUGAGCCGUUGGUUGAACGAUAAUCACAUUCUAUGUAAGGGAUCACCCACCCAUUAAGUCGUGGGUUCGAAUCCUACCCCUCCUUAAAUCUCUGUUAAAAAAAAUCUAUAUAGAGAAACAACUAUAUGUUAACAUUAUUUACAAGGAGCACUUAAUUUACUAGUCAUUUAAGCAACAUUUCUGAAUACAGACAAAUUAAAAAGGUAGGUGGAAGUAUAUACCCCAAGAUGGUCCGACCACUUUGAAUCAAAUAAGAAGAAAAAAAAGGGAUGGAAUCCAUAAAGAGUGAAUAUGUGUGUGUGUAUUUUGUUUGUAGAAUCACUUUCACAUGCAAAAGCACAUGCUAUCUUUUGGUUUUGGUUGGGGUACUUGAUGUUGACUUGACUACAUCAUCAUCAAAGCAUAAUAUAUUACUUUUUAGGCAUUAUUUUUUCACACCCCUCUGUCUCUCUCUCUCUCUCUAUAUAUAUAUAUAGACUAAUCAUUGUAUAUAUAGACUAAUCAUUUUGUAUAUAUACACUAAUCAUUGUAGUAUUAUUUCAAAUUCAACAUUAAAAACCCUCUUGAUAUUGAUGUUUUUGUUCUUAUACAGUUUUACUAUAAUAAUCUUGAUCGGAAAUUUUAUAUUUUGUGUUUGUUUUUGUUCUGAAAUUAGAAUCUUGGUUCCAAUUCGGUGUAAAUUUUAAAUUUUGAUGAUAAAAAUGUUAUUUUGAUUUUUCUCAAAUUUAUUUUUGAGGCUAACCUAUCUGUUUUAUAACUGUAUAUGCCUAUAUGGUAUGAUUCUAAUUUUAUUUCGAUAUAUCUGGCACAACAUGAUUUCUCUAGUAUCAUUGGGCUUUAGUCUUUAUUCUGAAGAAUCUGAACCCCAAUAACAAAAAAUAUGGAUGAAAACGAUCGGUUACGGUCAUUUUUUUCCCAACUUUUUAUAUAAAUUUAACCGGUCAAUUAAUCGGUUAUUGUUAAUUAUUUCAAUUUUUCUGUUAUGGGUCAAUUUUUUCGAUCGAUUCUUUAAAGAAACAUGUAAGUUUCUUUUUGAAAAAUAACUGACCGUUCGAUUUGAGUAUUUGAUUUUAUUUUUUUUUUAACAGUCCUAACAAAAGGUCUCUGGUUGUCUUACAAUGAUAAAGCCCAUGAGGCCAACAUGAUUGGGCUUUCCUCUAUUAAAGGUCUCAAUAAUAAUAAUAAGACCCAAAAGAAGCACGGCCAGGCCCAAACUAGUGAAACCAAAUGACCAUUCUAGCAACCAUUCCCAAAUAGCCUCUAACUCAUACUAGAGGGUCGUAGACGGUCAGGACCUAUCCACAGACCUUCCAUGUUAAGUAGCCACGUAUUGCGAUACGUGGGCUUGGUAAGCCCACGUAUCCCUCACUUUGAACCGUUACCAGCGACGAGGACACGUGUUUUUUUUUCCUCUAUUUAAAACCCCAAAAAGUGUAAAACCUAAACCCCUUAAAACAUUCAAAACCAUAACAAACAUACAUAGUUACAUACCUGAAAUUCGACCUCUCCAACGUUGAAGAAGAUGAUGAAUCUUCUGGGUCUUUUUCUAGUUGUGAGUUCCUUAGUAGCAGCAGGAGUGUUGUCUCCAAACCCAGCUGAGAAGCACAAACAAACUGAAGCAGAAGUCAUAGUAGUCAAGGAAGGUCCAAGAGUAGUUGUUGUGGAGUAUGGUGGUCAAGAAGGCCACCUCCACACCAAAGUCAAAAUCUCACCCCCAGAAGACAAAGAUCUCUCCCAUAUGAUGGACACAACCAAAGAAAAGAUCAAAGCAGGCCUUUCAAUGGCUCCAAAAGAGGAGAAAUACAACAUCCCUAGAGAGCUUGUUUGUGAUGCAUUAGGCAAAUGCAAGCACAAGAUUGCAGAUGCAAUUGCUAAGGCCAAGGACAAGGUGUCCGAGGCGGCGCAUGAGGCUAAAGAUAAGGUCCAAGAAACAGUGUGUUAUGUAGCUUCUGAGAAGAAAGAGAUGGCACAUGAAGCCAGAGAGGCUGUUCAAGAUGUUGCACAUGAAGCCAAAGAAUGUGUGGAAGAUAAAUUGGGAGAAGCCAAGGAGGCUGGGGCGCGAAAAGCCCAUGACAUCAAAGAAGGCGCAAAGGAAUUGGUUGAAAAGAUGAAAGAAAGGGUGGAGGAUGUCAAAGGAGCAGAGCAAUCAAUUGACAAGGCCAAGGAAAAAGUGAAGGAUGUGAAGGACAUUGGGAAGACUGCAAAGGAAGAUAUAAAGGAAUCGGUUGAAAAGAUGAAAGAAAGGGUGGAGGAUGUCAAAGAAGGAGCAAAACAAUCAAUUGACAAGGCCAAGGAAAAAGUGAAGGAUGUGAAGGAUAUUGGGAACACGGCGCAGAAAGAUAUCAAGGGAAAUGUAACAGAGACGGCUAAAGAAACCAAACAAGCAACACAGCACAAUGAGGCUGAUGUUCUAAGGUUCAUGUAUUCAAAGGAGGGAUUAGAUUCUUUUAUGGGUGUGGUUCAGUUGUUGGGGUUUUCCAUGGCUUAUGGGAUGUGUGUGUGGGUUACAUUUGUUUCAAGCUAUGUGUUAGCAGAGGCUUUGCCAAGACAGCAGUUUGGGGUGGUGCAGAGCAAGAUAUACCCUGUUUAUUUCAUGGCUAUGACUUAUAGUGUAGGACUGGCUCUUCUGGGACUCUUGUUGGGGCAAAGAAAGAAGCUUUUCUCAAACAAGGUUGAAAUGUUGCAAGCAUACAAUCUUCUGGCUUCACUCCUAAUGGUUUUGACUAAUGCAUUUUAUUUGGAACCUCGAGCAACUAAGGUAAUGUUUACGAGGAUGAAAAUAGAGAAGGAAGAAGGCGCACUGCCGGAAAAUCCAGAACUAGAGGUGGUGAGGGUGAGAAUAGUAAACCUUAAUGCGAGGCUGAAGAAGCUCAAUUCAUAUUCAUCCUUUGUAAACAUCCUAACUCUGAUGAACCUAACUUGGCAUCUAGUCUGCCUGGGCCAGCGCCUUCAUGAGACGUGUUAAGAAUGUGUGUGAAAAUCUAGGAUAGAUUUUGUAAAUGUAGCGGUAGGUUCAGCUCAAGGACAGUAGUGUUUUGUACAGCAGUUUUGGUUUUUGUUUAUGUUCUAUCUAUACUCAAGACAUAAGGUGCAUAAACUAAAUUCAUUAAAAUGCAUACUGAGAGGGGUCUUUUUCACUUACUGAUCUCUCAACAGUUUGUCCGUGCAUGGUCCCAGGAUCAAAGAAGGCAAGGAACAAUGACCCAACUGAGUCAAUGCAUCUA